Messenger RNA from Chaetomium strumarium, 1389 nucleotides. RefSeq names its product kinase-like domain-containing protein. Gene Ontology annotation, biological process: cellular response to oxidative stress; protein phosphorylation. NCBI's taxonomy places the organism in Eukaryota, Fungi, Ascomycota, Sordariomycetes, Sordariales, Chaetomiaceae. Bases 1 to 1389 code for a protein of 462 amino acids. Gene Ontology annotation, molecular function: calmodulin binding; calcium/calmodulin-dependent protein kinase activity; ATP binding. The transcript is spliced from 3 exons. The record is from RefSeq and is a predicted model, not a curated record.
AUGCCCUUUAUCGACUCGGCUUCCGCCGGCGAGUUGCUCGUGCUCGGUGCUGGGUCGUACUCGGUCGUGAAGGAGUGCAUUCACAUCGACACGGGCCGGUACUAUGCUGCCAAGGUGAUCAACAAGCGCCUAAUGGCCGGGAGAGAGCACAUGGUGCGAAAUGAGAUCGCCGUGCUCAAGAAGGUGUCAAUGGGCCACCAGAACAUCCUGACGCUCGUCGACUACUUUGAGACGAUGAACAACCUCUACCUUGUCACAGACCUCGCUCUUGGUGGGGAGCUCUUCGACCGCAUCUGCCGAAAGGGCUCGUAUUACGAGUCCGACGCGGCCGAUCUGAUCCGCGCAGUGUUGUCUGCCGUCGCCUACCUCCACGACCACGGCAUCGUGCACCGCGACCUGAAACCCGAAAACCUCCUGUUCCGCACGCCGGAGGACAACGCCGACCUGCUCAUCGCCGACUUCGGCCUCAGCCGCAUCAUGGACGAGGAGCAAUUUCACGUGUUGACCACGACGUGCGGCACGCCAGGCUACAUGGCGCCCGAGAUCUUCAAAAAGACCGGCCACGGCAAGCCCGUGGACCUGUGGGCGCUGGGCGUCAUCACCUACUUCCUCCUGUGCGGGUAUACGCCCUUUGACCGCGACUCGGACUUCGAGGAGAUGCAGGCCAUCCUCAACGCCGACUACAGCUUCACCCCGCUCGAGUAUUGGCGCGGUGUCUCUGACAGCGCCAAGGACUUCAUCCGCCGCUGCUUGACCAUCGACCCGGCCAAGCGUAUGACGGCGCACGAGGCCCUCCAGCACCCGUUUGUGGCCGGCUGGGCGCGCGCCGCCGCCGCGGGCGGCGAGGGCGCCGACAAGGGCCAGAACCUGCUGCCCACCGUCAAGAAGAACUUCAACGCACGGCGCACCCUGCAUGCCGCCAUCGAUACCGUCCGAGCGAUCAACAAGCUUAGGGAGGGCCAGGCCGGCGGGUUUAUGAAUGGCAUCAAGAGCAGAGAGCCGGUGAAGAACACGCCGCAGGACAACAACCAGAACGUGCCGUCACUGCCAAGGAACCAUGACAGCGGCGUCUCCGGGAUGGAUGCUACCACCACCACCACCACACAGCAGCAGCAGCAGCAAUCCGGCGAGGGCAACGGCGACAGCGGCUAUGAGACGCAGUCUCACUCUCAGGAGACGGGCGCUCAGCGGAGUGGUGGUAGUGAUGGUGCGGGAGGCGACGUCAAGAUGAAUGAUGCGCCUCCUGCUGAUGCUGUGCAACAACAGCAGCAACAAGGACACCUGCCGCCGGCGUUUGCAGUGCCAGCGAGCCUGCGGCCGGGGAAUGAGGUGAAUCGGGUGGUUGAGACGAGUAAGGGGCUGUGGAGCGGGGGCGGGAGUCGGCGAUGA